CCCUUGCCGAGUGCCGUUACGCAUUGUUGUUGACUUAUAUCAAAGAUGGCGACUGGAACCGCGUAAAUUGUUGAAUCCGGAGAGUGACGCCCAGAGAGUCGAGUGAGCCGGGUUGAGUAGAGACUGAGUAGUAGUACGAAGAGCUCAUGGAUUUUGAGGAGAUAAAGAAGAAAGGAGUAGUCGAGUUAGGGAUGGAAGGGGAGGUGGGCUUGGUGGCUGGUCGCAGUCAAAGAGAGAAAAGGAGGUCAUACAAGGACCUGCUCAGGGAGGAAGAGGAGAUUGCUGCACAGGUCCGCAAGUCAUCGAAGAAACGUCCCAAGGACUCAGAACUUUUCUUAUUGGGAGGGGACUCCCACAAGAAGAAGAAAAAGCACAGUGAAGACUACUAUUACAGAGACCAGAAAGGCUCAGGCCCACCUCCCCACAAGAAAAAGCAUAAAUCGUCGGACCACUGCCCUUCCCUGUCUUUGUCUUCGUCCCAUCCCACAGACACAGCCAUGGGGCUUCUACAAGCCAUCACCUCUCCUAUGGCCACUGGCUCAGACCCCAGCACACACAUACACAAGAAGCCGUCCUACCCGUCAUUCUCUUCCUCUCACUCCUCCAAAGACCGAAAACGUGAAGGAAGCACUGGAGGAAGCAAAGGCAGCCACUCCUCUCAUUCCCGCCCAAUGUCCUCCACCUCCUCUUCCAAAAAGCACUCCUCCUCCAAGUCUUCUCUGUUCCAUGGUGGUACCAGUACUCCUAAAGGAGAUCCCCUGAACCUACGAGAACCAGAUGGGCUGAGGAUGAAACUCAUGGUCUCACCUAAGGAGAAGGCCGAAGGAGAGGGAUUCCCCUUCCCACCACACUCAUCAUCAUCUUCUAAAGGGGGGAUGAAGAAAGAGAAAGACAGAGACCGGAAGCAGCUCUCCAAAGUCCCUAAGAAGAUGCAGCACAGCCGAGAUCCACUGCCUGUUGUGGGCAAAGAAGUUGAGGUGGAGGGGCACUAUGGUGGGGGAAUGGGGGGAGACAGCUCCUCCUCGGGAGGCGAACUGGAGGCGGGAGAGCUGGUGAUAGAUGACUCUUACACGCACUUGUCAAAGAAAAAGAAGAAAAGCAAAAAAAGCAAGAAGAAGAAGGAGAAAGAGAAGGACAGGGAGAAAGACAAAAGCGGGAGAGAGAAGAAGCACAGCAAAGGAUCGGGGGGUGGGGAUCCAUCGAGAGGCCACACUCAUUCCCAUGGGUCAGCCAAUCACACUGCAGCUAGUGGAGUUUAUUCUAUGGGAGCCCAGAUCCCCACUCACCAUCAUCAAAGUAAUGAAGUAGCAAUGAUGGAGAAGAAGAAAAAGAAGGAGGAGAGGGAAAGGGAAAAGCAUGAUAAGGACAAAGAUAAGCCAAAAAAGAAGAACACAACAGCAUAUCAGGUGUUCUGUAAAGAGUACCGGGUUAACAUCAACGCAGAGCAGCCGGGACUCGUGUUUGGGGAACUGAGCAAAAAAUUAGCAGAGGUCUGGAAACAACUUCCAGAAAAAGAUAAACUGGUUUGGAAGCAGAAAGCUCAGUACCUGCAGCACAAGCAGAACAAAGCUGAGGCAACCACAGUCAAAAGGAAGAGCUCCACUGAUGGAAUCAAAAGCAAGAGCACCAUUAAGGGCAUGGGGCUAGGAGCAGGUUUGGUGUCCCCCAAUCGGGCUUCUGUGGGGGUGUCCCUGUCCCCAGCAAGGGUCCCUGAUGUCGACCCAAUAGACGCGGCCGCCCACCUGCAGCUACUGGGAGAGUCCCUUUCCCUCAUCGGACACCGGUUACAGGAGACAGAGGGGAUGGUGGCAGUAUCAGGCAGUCUCUCUGUGCUGUUAGACUCCAUCUUGUGUGCCCUGGGACCACUGACCUGCCUCACAGCACAGAUCCCCCAACUCAAUGGAUGUCCCCGCAACGUCCUGUCCAACACCUUGGACAACAUUGCUUACAUCAUGCCUGGGCUUUGAAGACCAAGGAGAAAUUCCUUUCCCAUCUCCUGUAUGUCCUUGCCACAAAGUUAGAGUUUGGAGUGAGACCUAAAGUUAUUGAAGUGGGCCUUGGGAUGUGGACUAUUACUUAUGCCCCAAGGCGUUGGAAAACAUGGACAUUUCUAGUUUCAACAUGUUUUUUAAAUGUAUUUUUAAAUUGUUAAUUUUCUAAAGAUUUUUUUAACAGAAACCUAUUUUAGUGAACACUCAUAUUUUCCUCUGGAAUGUCUGAUAGUGUUUCCAGAUAUGUGUGUGUGUGU
Esox lucius (northern pike) is the source of this 2248-nucleotide messenger RNA. It is a transcript of the gene hmgxb4a, whose product is annotated as HMG box domain containing 4a. Lineage: Eukaryota; Metazoa; Chordata; Actinopteri; Esociformes; Esocidae. The record is from RefSeq and is a predicted model, not a curated record. The coding region runs from base 147 to 1967 and encodes 606 amino acids. The transcript is spliced from 13 exons.